CAAUGGCCGACUCUAUCCAACCUCCCGCUCCCGCCAACGCGCGCGACACCACUAAGCCUACCCCACCCUCAAGCCCAGAGCCAGUCGACGGCGCCGCAGCCUCAGGUUCCAAGACAGCCCGCAAACGCGAAAGAGAAGUGUCCCUUGAACCAGCGCCGGCAUGUGUGUCGUCUACUGCUGGCAGCGUCAACGUGAAUGAUCAACAGGCCCCGAUGAAGAAGAACAAGAUUGCGCUCGAUGCCCACCCAGAGGAGGAGGCUAGCCCUAGCCGCUCCGCCUCGCGGUCGCGCUCCAACUCCCCUAAAGGCCUCAGCAGCUCACCCCGCCAGGAACAGGCCGUUCGGCAGAUCAGGCGUGGUGUGGAAGAUCUCACCUGGCAGAAUAACGAGCGCCAGUCUCCGCCCAACCCGGCAGUGGACCAGCAGGCCACCGACACCCCAUCCGAUAACGCCAACCCCGUGCCCAAGCACGACGAUGCCGACAUGCUCAGCGUGUCGGGCCGCUCUAAUUCGCCCGUGUCCCAGAAGCCAGCGAGCGUGGUGAUGGGCUCCGCAAGUGGCUCUCAGCCGCCGUCGCGUCGCGUGUCGGAUGCAUCAAUGGAGGAGGACAAGGCGCAGCAGCCGCGCAAGCGCAAGCUAGUCGAUCGUGGUGCCAGCGAGGGGCCCUCGACGCCAAUCGAGACACUCAAGCGUUCUCGUGACGAUCCGGAUGAUGACCAGAAUCCUCGGGAAAAGAAGAGGCCGACACCCCCGCCCGAGCAAGCCUUCACUGUCGAUGCUACCCCACGGCGUUCUGUCGACUCACUCAAGCGCUCCCGCGAGGAUGAUGAAGUUGAUCAGAACCCUCGCGAACCCAAGCGCAUCACGCCACCACCUGAAGAGAAAGCUAAGAAGAUCGAGAAGAAAGACGUCAAGCCCGUCAGCAAGGGCUUCAUGCAGUACGCUUCGGCCACUUCGCCGUUUGCCUCCGUCAAGGCUCCACCCAAAUUCGGAACAACGGCCUCCCCACCUCCUGCCACUCCCAGCAUUCCCUCUACUCCGUCCAAUGCGUCCACGCCGUCUACUUCCAAGGAUCCCUUCGCCAAGUCCGGCUUCGCGCGCCUUGUGGGAGACGCGUCUCCUUUCGCCACCGUUGCGCGCAACAAGCCGCAUGUCUUCGGCACUGCGUCCGUCAUCGAGCGGCCGAACACCCCCGAACGGGCUGCGCCCAUCUCCAGUAUCAAGUCGACUGCAUUCUCCGCCUAUGCUUCUGCGAGUCCGUUUGCCAUCGCCGCUAAGUCCAACGGUGCUGGUGGGAAAGCUGGCAAGUCCGAUUCGGGCUCGACCACGCCUUCUACGGACGAAGUGGAGAACGCAGAUGAGGCAGACAAAGCCAAGGCCUUCCAGGACAAGCUUCGCGCAGGGAAAGAUACAGAAGGGUCCGAUGAAGAUGAAAAGAAGGCGAAGUUGCAGCUGAAGGAGCAAGAAAUCAUGACCGGCGAAGAGGACGAGGACGUCGUGUUUGCCGGUCGCGGCAAGCUAUUCUUCAUGGACGGCGAUGCGUACAAGGAACGCGGUACCGGCAUCAUGAAGGUUAAUGUCAAGCGCGAGGAUAGGAAGAAUGCUCGCAUUAUAAUGCGCAAGGACACCGUUCACAAUCUCCUGCUGAACGUCUCUGUCACGUCCAUCGCGAAGUGCGAGGUCAACAAGAAUGACACGCGGUAUCUGUCGCUCUCUGUUGCGACUGGCACGGGCAUCGAUAACUACGCUUUCCGAAUGAAGGAAACGUCGAACUUAGUCAAGCUCGCGGAUGCGGCGAAGGACCCUGCAGCUUACUUGGAGCGCAAUGGAGGUGACGGUCGACGCGAAUCUCGCACGGCUCCCCGCCAUCGGGCCACGGCUGUCGAGGAUGCUGGUGACGUUGUAUAGGGCCCUUCGGCCUUUGAAGGACGGCAGAGAUACCGUCAAGGGUCAUUAUGCCAUUGUGUAAGAUGGUCUGGUCGCUGUAGAGGUCGCGACUAGUGUCGGGCAGAGGCGGUGCUCGGAGAGGUCCCUCUCGCAUCCGUAUCGCAACGUUACGAACGAACGAAUACUUUCCGUACUAAUUGUUCUAUUCAUCUUUGUAUUAUUUAUCCGAACGUAGUUUGCUGUGCAAGGUA
Schizophyllum commune H4-8 is the source of this 2137-nucleotide messenger RNA. RefSeq lists its product as uncharacterized. Gene Ontology annotation, biological process: intracellular transport. The record is from RefSeq and is a predicted model, not a curated record. Gene Ontology annotation, cellular component: cytoplasm; nuclear pore. The transcript has 7 exons. Lineage: Eukaryota; Fungi; Basidiomycota; Agaricomycetes; Agaricales; Schizophyllaceae. Gene Ontology annotation, molecular function: GTPase activator activity. The annotation marks the transcript as partial.